AUGACACAUAGAUUGGACUCAACCAUGGCUAUCUGGGGUAUACGGACGUUGGCAAGGGCGUUAAUUUUUCAGGACAAACGGAAAUGCCAUGGCUCCAGGGAAAGGCAUUCCUAUUGCAAACCUAGACCGUCGAACCUCUCCUAUCGCCUACCAGUCACCCAGCUAUCCCUAGGCAACUCAUCUCCUUCAAGCGGAUUGCAACCUGCUAAGCCAAAUUAG
This is a messenger RNA of Komagataella phaffii GS115, 219 nucleotides long. RefSeq lists its product as hypothetical. The record is from RefSeq and is a predicted model, not a curated record. The coding region runs from base 1 to 219 and encodes 72 amino acids. NCBI's taxonomy places the organism in Eukaryota, Fungi, Ascomycota, Pichiomycetes, Pichiales, Pichiaceae. The transcript has a single exon.